AUGCUGACGGCGUCGGAGCGCUCCUACCUGACGGGCGUGCCCGAUGCCUGCAACAGCGAGGUGUCCGCCACCGCAAUGGAGCGCCUGCCCAGCGCCGCGGCGUCCUCCACCGGCGGCGGUCGGAAGUGCAGCGGCCACAAGAGCGACGGCCACAAGAGCGGCAGCCACAAGAGCGGCAGCCACAAGAGCGGCAGCCACAAGAGCGGCAGCAGCCACCACAGCAGCAGCAGCAGUGACAGCGAGGACGGCGAUGACGAGCUGCAUCUGGAUGAGGCCAGCAAGGCGUCUCUGCAUAUCAUGGGCACUGCCAUCCCUGCCGCAGUGGUGGAUGGCGGCGAGGGACUCGGGGGGGCCGCAGGCGUGGAGGGCAGCACAGGUGUUAGGGAGGAGGAGGGGGAUGAGGAGGAGGUGCUGGCGGAGGACGGCGCAGUGGUGGUGGAUGCGUGCGCUGACGGGCACGACGGUGAGAGCCGCGAUGGGGCCGCGCAUGCGCACGGCGGUGUGGAGGAUUAG
Messenger RNA from Monoraphidium neglectum, 513 nucleotides. RefSeq lists its product as hypothetical. Bases 1 to 513 code for a protein of 170 amino acids. The transcript has 2 exons. Lineage: Eukaryota; Viridiplantae; Chlorophyta; Chlorophyceae; Sphaeropleales; Selenastraceae. The record is from RefSeq and is a predicted model, not a curated record.